Tribolium castaneum (red flour beetle) is the source of this 3757-nucleotide messenger RNA. RefSeq lists its product as uncharacterized. The record is from RefSeq and is a predicted model, not a curated record. The transcript has 7 exons. Lineage: Eukaryota; Metazoa; Arthropoda; Insecta; Coleoptera; Tenebrionidae. Bases 1 to 1554 code for a protein of 517 amino acids.
AUGGGCCGCUCGCAGCGUAAUCGCGGCGAACUAGCGGCACGAAUACGAACUCUCUUUCUGGAUGCCAAAAACAUGGAAAAGGGCACUGGGCCUGGCUGGGCGCUGCAAGCCGUAAACGAAGCCGUUUAUUUCUCCUCGAGUCGAGUCCGCCGCGUCGUUCGAGAUCAAUUAUUAAUCCGGUUCUUCGUUUUCCUCCAUUUUUUGUUCGGUUUAUGUAAAUUAACAACUGGAAGGAAGACGACCGUUCGCAAAUAUGAGAAACCGUACAAAAAGCCUAUUCCGAAAAACUACAUCCACACUGCUGGAAACCACUCGCAAGAGGACAGUUUAGAUAACGCAAACAAGAUCCUGACCUUAGGCGGAGGGGUCGCAACUUUCGGCCGGGCCGAUUCACAAAGGGUGUUGUUUCGCUCGUCGAACCACAUGGGCGCCGGAGGACCGUCCCAAUUCCAGGAGCACAAAAUGCAGCAGCUUAAACGAAUGGGCGUUGGGGCGACUAGCGAGGACGAUCAAGGACACUCGGAAGAAGAAUCAGUGUCUUUCAUCGAUUUGCAACACAACAACCUAAAGCUGCCCGAAAAGAAAGGUAUCUUGAAAAAACACGAUUACUGUUUAUCGAUGGGAGAUGGUGCCCAAUCUGAAGAACUGAUGAGUCAAGCUGAAGCUAGUAUGACUCAACUAAUGUCAGGUUCGGGAGCAUCUGAAGUUGAACGUACCUUAAAAACCUUAAACGGUUAUCAUGAAGAUAUUAUUAAAGCUUUAAGGAAUGCUGCUUCGCAUCGAGGCACAUCCACACCUUCCGGAAGCAGUAGUGCCCUUAGCGAGGAACUUUUACGGAGAAGUUUGCAGCAAUGUGCCGAAAGUUACUCGGAAUACAAGAGGUGUGGUAGUCAGGAGAAGGUAUGCGAGCCACAGGUCGUCGUGGAAGCCGAAGAGGAAGACGAAGACGAGGUACCGCCAUGUGGUCCUAUUAGAAUUCGUAAUUUAGAAGACUUGAUCCGUCAACUCGAACACCAUUCGAGACACAUGAGUCCUAGCGGUUCGGAAGACAUCCGAAUGUCGGAAACGGAGGCCGACCGACACUACCGCCAGGAGUCCUCCUCUGCCUGCAGCGAAAGCAGUCACCAGUCCCACCGCGAGAGCAGGUUCGUGUACGGGCGGUACCGGCAGCCGUCCGGCCGACUCCCGUACCCGCACCCGCACUCCCACCACCAGGCAGAGGAGGAGAGCAUCUACGAGAGCGCGGACCACGACAGAGGGGCCCCUUGCGGCGACACCCCCGACAGCGAAAGUGAUGAAUUUAUUCAAGCUCAGCAACAGAUGGCCCGAUGGGCGAGUGAGGACGCCAUGGGACAGGCGAGUGCGAGCGUCAGCGGCGUCGGCGGCGGCGCCGUGCCCCGAGAGUACUUCCCUUCGCCGAGCAGCUCGACGAGCGAGGAGCCGCCGAGCAUCGCCCGAGCGCCUGUCCCCGCCCCCGGGCCCCCUGGCGCGCCGCCCCACCCGGAGCACGCCACCAUCCACCGGCCCAAGCGAUACCCCGAGUAUAAACACUGAUAGUGACUGAAUUACAGGGUAGACUCUCAGCGACAAGCGCCCAGUGACACGACCUGUACAUAAUUUUGCGUGUGAUGGUGACUGAUCAACGUACGUAGGAAAUAUUCUAAAUCAACGUGUGACCGGCGGUCCUGCACGCCCGAAAGACUCAUCCUCCGACGCAGCCUGGGGGAAAUACAGUGGCGGCGCCGCGUUAUAUCAUUCCUCCGUCUAUACACUUUUUGAUACGUGUUAUACCUCCGCCUGUCUGUUUCCGCCGCUUCCUGUUGAGUUGAACGAAUCUGGAGCCUGACCCGAAAUUCGAAUUUAAAAACCGCCUCGAAAUCAGUAUUAGCCACUGUAUUUCUUUCGAACGUUCUAGCCCGUGCAGGGCCGACCUCGGCCGACUUUUCUGUUUACUAAACGUCGUCAUCGCCAGCUAGUUCACCGCGACGCACCGUAACAACCUUAAAAGACUGAAACGUCCUAGAAGACGACGACCUCGCCCCGCAUUAACCCCCGCUGGAGUGACACGAACAGUUCUCCCCGUGUUAAGUGUUGUGCAGCCGCAUUUUCGGGCUGACUUUUAUAGUUGUUGACAAUUUGUUUACAGAGAGACACGUGCAUUUUAACUAAUUCAAAGUUGAUUAAGGAAAUGCAUGCAUAAUUCUAAAUCCGUGGUGUGUAUAAUGUUGGAAGAUUCCCGAUUUUGCCUUAGUUGUCGGCGCCCUUGCUUCCCUAGCCUAGCCCGCUCGAGAGGUGAAGUCCGCCAAAAAACGUUACAGUUAAACAAAUUAAUAAAAUACAACACGAAAUCGUUCCACGAGGCGAUUUUUUUUAUUGUAGUUUGUAAGUUAGUCUCCAGUUUCUCUUUAGUGAUACUUCACGGAGGCGAAGGCCUAAAUCAUCGUACUAAACGCAGAGUGUUUUGUUGAAGACAGGUCGAUUCGUGUAAACCUAGCUUCACGCGUACGUUACCUACGACACCAACAUUACUUUACGUUCCGCUAAGUUGCAUCAAUUGAACUGUCUGAGGUUUCUGUUGAGAAAGUUGUUGAAUAUUUUUUACGCUCUCCAUCCAUUUCGGUGAAUGAUGUACAGUACCUUUCAAAAACAGUCGUGAGUGGGUACAGUAUGUGUAGUGUUGUUCCUGAACGAAUUGAGUUAGUUGUUAGAUGAUAUUAUUCAAUUCGUUUUAAGUGGACGUUGACUCUUAAGGCCGCGACCCGUCGCAAGGCUGACAUAUCUAAACAACAGGUGGCGCCGCAGACCGCGCGCCUUAAGAGUGAGCAGGUCUCACCACGACUAAAACAAUUCUAAAUGCUCAGUAGAAGAAGUCUGCAGAAUUUUAAAAAUGACAUAUGAGAAAAAUAGUCCAGCGCAAGUAGUGUGCAAAUGUACAUAAGAAAAUCGUGAGUUACUGGAACGAUAGACAUUGUUGCGAUGUUCAUUACAAAAGAAAUAAAACCGGGAAGGUCCGCACCGUUUGUUCUCACUUUUGGUUUCGAUUUAGUUGUGUGUGCCCCUUUACGAGUGACGAGAAAAGAAUCAAACAACUCAAAUUUGUUUGCUUUUUACACGAUACUUACGUUAUAAAUAAUUAAAUGUCAAUUAUAACGUCCAUAUUAUAAUAACCUAAGAUCCAAUGUGCAAUUCAGUUUCUGAACCAAAAUAAUAAUUGUGUAGCUUAGAAAUUGCUGUACAAUAUUCGUUUUUCAGUUAUUAAACGAGGAGAAAUAUAAUAAAAGACGUGCCAAACUGGUCAUUUAACAAUAGUACCUCCUAAUGGAAGCAUCGUUAAUCAUUUUACGGCUAAAAUGUGCACAGUUUGUUUCAUUUUUAGCACAGAGAACGGCACAAAUUUACCACACACCAGCUGCAAUUUGAACAAACCAAAAAGUCUCAAAUAUUUAGUACAUUAUAAAGGAUACCCGAUGGAAAAAUUGCUCAUUGUUGUAUUAUUUGUUUAAAUCUUGUACCCUCUGUACAUAAUGUUAUGUUUAUAAUCGAAUAUCUUAUGAAACCUAUACUGUAUUUAAUAAAAUUUAUGUAUGUUGAAGUUUAUUUGUAAGGGGGUAGAAGAUUUCAGGGUAAUAUAUAAGAGAAAUUUUCACAUGUAUGCGGAAUCACUUGCAAAGUUUUCUAAGGAAAAACAGAUGGAUGUAAAUAUAGUGUUACGACGAUUUAAUCACACUGCCUAUAAAAAUAAAUUAAUUAUUACCUA